GCCGGAUUGUAUUAUUUGCAGUCAGUUAGUGAGAAUAUAUUGAAUUGGAGUUUAAUAUAAAACCCCAUAAUGAAGUUUGUAGUAUCAAUAAUAUGUUUGGGUUACUUCAUUGUAAUGGUAAACUGUAAAUUGGAUAGAAAAGACUUUGGACCACAUCUGCAUGAAGUGAUAGAUGAAUCUCAUAACAGGUGUCAAAGAAUGACUGGUGCUAGUGAGGCUCUUAUCGAGGAAAUGAAAAAUGGCCGCUUUCCUGAAGAUAUGACUAUCAAGAGAUACACUUACUGCCUCUGGAUGAUUGUUAUGGGAUUACGUGAAGAUCUUGUUUUGGAUUCAAGAAAAAUGUAUUAUUACAUACCUGAUAUGCACAAGGAAGAUGCAGUUCACUAUAUGAAAUGUAAUGAAGAGGCAAGAAAAUUACCCGGUGAUGACCUUGUUGAGAAAAUUUGGAAUAUGCAAAAAUGCGUCCAAAAAACUAUUGACGAAAAACAUUACGUAUGGUUCUAAAAUGAUUCUUAAGAAAAGAGGUUAACAAUUUCACAGCAACGGACAAUUUAAAAGUACUAAUAAAGAAAUGAAUAAAA
Diabrotica virgifera virgifera (western corn rootworm) is the source of this 581-nucleotide messenger RNA. RefSeq lists its product as uncharacterized. The transcript has 7 exons. The record is from RefSeq and is a predicted model, not a curated record. Bases 70 to 504 code for a protein of 144 amino acids. Gene Ontology annotation, molecular function: odorant binding. Lineage: Eukaryota; Metazoa; Arthropoda; Insecta; Coleoptera; Chrysomelidae.